AUGCCAUCAGACGCCACUGCGGUCAAUUGGACGCCAUCGGGCAAGCCUUUUCUUGCUGCGGACUAUGUCAACGAUGGAAAGAAGCAUCUACUCCUGGCUGCUAGUGGCAGUGUGGCUACGAUCAAAAUCCCCAAUAUUAUACAUGCGCUCUCCCAUUGUCCCGAUCUCUCUAUCCGGCUCAUUCUCACUUCGUCCGCACAUGAGUUUCUUCAAGGUCAAAGCGCUGAACAGCCCACGCUGGCGGAAAUUGGUCGUAUGCCUAACGUCGGCGGCGUCUAUCUUGAUGGAGACGAAUGGUCUGAACCAUGGGUGCGCGGUGCCGCCAUCUUGCAUAUUGAAAUUCGUCGUUGGGCAGAUCUGCUAGUCGUUGCUCCACUCUCUGCCAAUUCUCUCGCGAAGAUGAGCCUAGGUUUAGCUGACAAUCUAUUGCUGUCAGUUGUUCGGGCUUGGGACACUACAGGGCUAAUUGAUGGGAUUCGCAAACAUAUCAUUGUCGCCCCGGCCAUGAACACUGCGAUGUGGAUGCAUCCUGUCACCCAGAAGCAUCUCCGGAUUCUUGAAGGAGAGUGGGGCAUGGAAAUUGCUCAAGAUGGUUGGAUUGAGGUGAUCAGGCCAGUGCAGAGAACCCUCGCUUGUGGAGACACAGGCAAUGGAGCGAUGCGUGACUGGUCUGAGAUCGUUGCUGUUGUGAUCCAACGACUAGAUCUCGGGAAUUCGACUGCCUAG
Molecule: messenger RNA, 726 nt
Organism: Bacidia gigantensis
Lineage: Eukaryota; Fungi; Ascomycota; Lecanoromycetes; Lecanorales; Ramalinaceae
Exons: 1
Coding region: 1-726 (241 amino acids)
Biological process (GO): coenzyme A biosynthetic process
Cellular component (GO): phosphopantothenoylcysteine decarboxylase complex
Molecular function (GO): phosphopantothenoylcysteine decarboxylase activity; FMN binding
Source: RefSeq, a predicted model, not a curated record